Messenger RNA from Beta vulgaris subsp. vulgaris (sugar beet), 1147 nucleotides. Its product is annotated as germin-like protein subfamily 2 member 4. Gene Ontology annotation, biological process: regulation of root development; plasmodesmata-mediated intercellular transport. The record is from RefSeq and is a predicted model, not a curated record. The coding region runs from base 67 to 720 and encodes 217 amino acids. NCBI's taxonomy places the organism in Eukaryota, Viridiplantae, Streptophyta, Magnoliopsida, Caryophyllales, Amaranthaceae. The transcript has 2 exons. Gene Ontology annotation, cellular component: cell wall; plasmodesma. Gene Ontology annotation, molecular function: manganese ion binding.
GUACAAUUCUUUCUUUUAUACUUAUUCAACCUUAUUACUUAUUAGCUAUUACUCAGUUCUUUCGACAUGGCGGUUAUUAAGGCAGUUUUUGCUGUUGUACUAGUGGCGUUUGCUGUUGGGGCCUUUGCAAACGACCCUGACAUGCUUCAAGAUGUUUGUGUUGCUGAUCGUACUUCAGGAAUACUUGUAAACGGUUUCACCUGCAAAGCUAUCAGUACAAUAUCCUCAGGAGACUUCUUCUUCACUGGAAUCUCUCAACCAGGCCAAAUCACCAACAACAUCCUUGGGUCCAAAGUCACCGGGGCGAACGUCCAAGAUAUCCCAGGCCUCAACACCUUAGGAGUCUCGAUGGCUCGUAUCGACUUUGCUCCAUACGGUCUAAACCCACCUCACGUACACCCCCGUGCAACUGAAAUGAUUUUUGUUCUUGAGGGUGAAUUAUAUGUUGGUUUCAUAACCACCAACAAUAAGCUCAUUUCGAAGGUUGUUAAAGCCGGAGAAGUGUUUGUGUUCCCUAGAGGUUUGGCGCAUUUUCAGAAAAACAUGUUGAAAUAUCCAGCUGCUGUUUUAGGUGCCUUUAACAGCCAACUACCAGGCACACAACAGUUUGCAGCUGCUCUCUUUUCUUCCAGCCCUUCUGUGCCUAAUGAUGUCUUGGCUCAGGCCUUUAACAUUGACGAAAAGGACAUUGAGAAGAUCCGAGAUGGGCUUAACCCCUAGAACAAUGAAGGGUUUUUCCUUGGGGAUUAAAACAUGAACGUAAUUAAGUUCAUAAUUGAUUGAAUUGUUUUCUAUUAUUAAGUUAUAUCUUGUUUUUGGUUUUAUGUUUGGAAAAAUCAUUUCUAAUAAGUUAACAUUUGCGCGUUCUUCUUAAAAUAUGUCAAUCUUUCAAUUAACUAUGAAUAAGUUAACCUUGUAUCUACUUUUGCUAUAAAUGAGUUAAAUCACAAUGUCAUCCUAUCAAAAUGUGACAUGUAUCAUAAUUUCAACGUCAUUAACUCGUUCACAGCAGAAGUAGAUACAAGGUUAACUUAUUCUAAAAUAAUGAAAAGAUCGACUUGAGAAGAUCAACCAAAAGUUUACUUAUUAAAAACAAUUUCUCCUUUAUGUUUUAUAUUUUAUAUUAUUGAGACUAAUGUUUAUUCUU